UUUCAAGAUAUCCUUGGUGGGCGAGCACAAUCCUCUUCCCAAAAUUUGGAGAGAGAAACAGAAAAUAGAAGAAGUCAAGGGUUUUCGGUGUUUGAACAACUUAACAACAACAACCAGUUUUCUAGAAGAAGAAAAACUAAAAAUGGAGCAAGUUGCAGAGGGCGUUAACAAUCUUAGCAUUACAGAUUCAUCCAACAACAAUGACAACAACAACCACAACAAUUUCAACAACAAGAAAAACCGUAUUCAAGUUUCCAACACCAAAAAACCUCUCUUUUUUUACGUCAAUCUUGCCAAGAGGUAUAUGCAACAACACAAUGAACUGGAGCUCUCUGCUCUUGGAAUGGCCAUUGCAACAGUUGUCACAAUCGCUGAAAUUUUGAAGAACAAUGGAUUUGCUGUUGAGAAGAAAAUAGCUACUUCAACAGUUGACAUCAAUGAAUCAGGGGGGCGACCUAUCGAGAAAGCUAAGAUUGAAAUUGUGCUCGAGAAGUCAGAGAAAUUCGAUGAGUUGAUGGCUGCUGCUGCAGCUGAGGCUGCCGAAGAAGAGGAGCAGGCAUAGGAUAUCCAAACUGUAGUGCUCUAUCAGUCAUUUCAGUCUCUAUUUUUCUGUUUGCCACUGGUUUGUAAGGGACUCAAGGGUUGUCUUUUCUAUAAAGUAAAUUGUACUAACGGAUUAAGCUACAAAGGCUUUCCCUAUCAAUUUUGUAACAACAAACAGUUCUAUUUCUGGUUUCUUACAUUGCAAAUUGUGAUCAAUUCUUUAUGGGCUUAUAGGAAUAUUGAUUGAUUGCUGCGCUCAGCUGCUCACUAUACAUAAUGCUACAUUUUUUUUUUGGUUCA
This is a messenger RNA of Chenopodium quinoa (quinoa), 843 nucleotides long. RefSeq lists its product as uncharacterized. NCBI's taxonomy places the organism in Eukaryota, Viridiplantae, Streptophyta, Magnoliopsida, Caryophyllales, Amaranthaceae. The transcript is spliced from 5 exons. Gene Ontology annotation, molecular function: RNA binding. Gene Ontology annotation, cellular component: nucleus. Bases 143 to 562 code for a protein of 139 amino acids. The record is from RefSeq and is a predicted model, not a curated record.